Ochlerotatus camptorhynchus is the source of this 951-nucleotide messenger RNA. RefSeq lists its product as uncharacterized. The record is from RefSeq and is a predicted model, not a curated record. Gene Ontology annotation, molecular function: nucleic acid binding. The transcript has a single exon. Lineage: Eukaryota; Metazoa; Arthropoda; Insecta; Diptera; Culicidae. Gene Ontology annotation, biological process: DNA integration. The coding region runs from base 1 to 951 and encodes 316 amino acids.
AUGGCGGUGAGGCGGUUUAUUGCUCGCAGAGGUGCUCCGCAAGAGAUAUAUAGUGAUCAGGGCACGAACUUUCAAGGUGAAAGUAACGAUUUGAAGCGGGAGAUAGCACAAAUCAACAUUUCAUUGGCCAAUACCUUCACCAAUCGAAAUACGGCGUGGCGGUUCAAUCCACCGCUAGCCCCAAACAUAGGUGACUCGUGGGAACGCUUAGUUCGGUCCGUCAAGGUCGGUCUAGGCACUCUCUCUAUCUCCAGGAACCCGGACGAGGAAUCCUUUGGCACUAUAUUGGUCGAAGUAGAAGCGAUGGUCAACUCCAGGCCAUUGACGUACGUUCCCGUGAGCGCAGAACAUGAGGAAGCUCUGACUCCCAACCAUUUUCUGAUGUUGAGUUCCAGUGGUGUCGUACAACCAGCAAAGCAGCCUGUGGACGUUGCAACUACACUCCGAACCAACUGCGGACACGUUCAGGCUUGUUUGGACAGGUUUUGGACAAGGUGGAUUAGAGAAUACCUCCCUACCCUCAGCCGCCGCACAAAGUGGUUCAUCGAAAUCAAACCAGUGCAAGCGGGAGAUUUGGUGAUCGUCAUGGAUGAAGCUAUACGGAACAGCUGGAUUCGUGGCAGGGUCCUCAAGACACAUCCAGGGAAAGAUGGAAGGAUUCGAAGCGUUGAUGUGAAGACAGGCGGUGGCGUGUUCCAACGACCAGUAACAAAGCUGGAAGUGUUGGACGUGAUGGAUGGAGGUAUAGCUGAUGGAAGUCUGCAGCAAUACGGGUCGGGGGAUGUUCGCGACAGUCCUCACCUUGCAAGCACACACCUUGCACCGUCGAUCCGUAACGUUAGGCAUUGGAUACGGAUAACGGAUAGCUUUGACGUUGAUGUAAACCUUCAAUCCGGACAAAGAGCACAAGUGGACAAUGACUGUUUACAAGUGAACAAAGACACAAAGUAG